AUGCCCGAGAAGGAUGGUUCGCGUGACAAUUGCGGGGGUUUCGGCGCAGCACCAAAGUUUGUUGUGCAUCCUCGCUUCAACCCUCGUGGCUUAAACGGCGCGGACCGCAUCCCGACGUACACGUCGCGUCAUUGUGCAUGGCAUAUGUGGGAGCUGCGCCCCAUACAACCGGCGCCCGACGUGGAGCCUACGCGCGGCAGCGGACCUCAACGACGCCCGGGACUUGUCUGCAGGCACCACCGGGUCGUUGACAUCGUGGGCUGA
Molecule: messenger RNA, 264 nt
Organism: Purpureocillium lilacinum
Lineage: Eukaryota; Fungi; Ascomycota; Sordariomycetes; Hypocreales; Ophiocordycipitaceae
Source: RefSeq, a predicted model, not a curated record